AUGAGCGCCCCGCUGCGCUGCGCCCACGUGACUGUCCCCUACACGGAGCUCGAAGCCGGCAUAGAAAAGCUUGACCGCCUGCCGCCGCCGCGCUACGUCGUCUUCACCGCCGACCCGGACCCCGCCACUGGCCUGCCCUGGUGCCCCGACUGCGUGCGCGCGCUGCCGGCGGUGCGGCGCACGAUGGAGGCGCAGGGCGCGGCGCUGCUGGAGGUCGGCGUGGGGCAGCGCGCGGACUGGAAGGGCAACGCGGCGCACCCCUGCAGGACCGACCCGCGGUUCAACGUCGGCGGCGUCCCCACGCUGGUGCACUGGAAAGGCGGCGAGGAAGCCGGCGAGAAGCUGGGCGCUGAGCUGGAGAACGCGGCCUCUCCUGAGGAGGCUGUGGCUGUCGUCGCGAAGUUCAUCCUGGACACUUCGGGCAAGUGA
This is a messenger RNA of Monoraphidium neglectum, 429 nucleotides long. RefSeq lists its product as hypothetical. Gene Ontology annotation, cellular component: cytosol. NCBI's taxonomy places the organism in Eukaryota, Viridiplantae, Chlorophyta, Chlorophyceae, Sphaeropleales, Selenastraceae. The transcript has 3 exons. The record is from RefSeq and is a predicted model, not a curated record. Gene Ontology annotation, molecular function: protein-disulfide reductase [NAD(P)H] activity. The coding region runs from base 1 to 429 and encodes 142 amino acids.